AAGGAGGGAGGAGGAGCCGCGCCGGAGCUGCCCCCGCCCCGCUGGAGCCCGGCUGGAGCGUGAGGACACCCUGGCCCCCCGCCCCGCGCCGCUCUCCCCGCCUCUCCCCACGCCUUCCGCCUUCACCUAGGGCCGUAGGUGCGGCGCCGGGAGCGGGCGGGAACUGCCAGCGGCCGGAGCCGCAAGCCGGAGCCAGCCACGCAGCCGCCCGCGCAACCCGCUCCCAACCUCGCCGGGUCUCUGUUCCGCCGCCGGGAACUGCAAGGAGGCGUCAUGUAGCAGCAGCCGCAAACCCACCUCGGAUUUGCAACUCUUUUUUUUUUUUUUUUUUUUUUGGUGGGGCGGGGGACGCGGCCAAAUUCUAUCUCCGUCCCCACCUUUCACACCUUCUCCCGUUUGCGAGCUGCAUCUGCCUCUAGGAAAUUGAGGGAGUCGGGGGAGGGUGGGGGCCGUAAAUCAGAGUUGGACCUGCAACAUUCCCCGCACCUAGAGGGCCAUGGCCGAGGAGAGCUCCGAGGUGCCCGGGGAGUUGAUAGAAUCUAACCAGGAGGAGAAAAGGGAAAGUGUGUGCUGAGAAGUUAAGCUGGAAAAACGUGAAAGGCCUUUCGUGGCGUGCUGGAAGGUUUGGAUUCAUCCAAAAAUGACUGUGGAUUCUUUACCACUGCACCACCUGAGAAGCCCCUGAGAGAACGGAAUUGGAGAUAAAGAAGAUUUCUAGCUUCAUGAAGGGCCGGAAGAGGAGCAGGGAAAAUCAAAUCAAACUGACUUUGAUUUGGGACCUGUUCACUUUGGGGAAAGCAUAAAGGAUGUUCUUGGCAGAAAGAUAAAGAUUGCAUUGAAGAAGAAAGUAAAGCUGGAAGUGAAGGGAGACAAAGUUGAAAACAGAGUGCUGGUGCUCACGUCAUGCCGUGCCUUCCUCGUCACAGCACGAAUCCCCACCAAGCUCGAGGUAACCUUCAGCUACUUGGAGAUUCACGGUGUCAUCUGCAGCAAGCCGGCUCAGAUGGUUGUGGAAACUGAGAAGUGCAGCAUCUCCAUGAAGAUGGCGUCGCCCGAGGACGUGAGCGAGGUGCUGGCGCACAUCGGCACCAACCUGCGCAAGAUCUUCCCUGGCCUCUCCCCAGUAAGAAUCAUGAAAAAAGUCUUCAUGGAGCCAUCUGAGCGACUGGCCAGCCUCCAAGCUCUGUGGGACAGCCAGACUGUGACUGAGCAGGGCCCCUGUGGUGGAUUUUCUCAGAUGUAUGCCUGUGUUUGUGACUGGCUUGGAUUUUCAUACAGGGAAGAAGUACAAUGGGAUGUGGAUACAAUUUAUCUGACACAAGACACCAGGGAAUUGAAUUUACAAGACUUCAGUCAUCUUGACCACAGGGACUUAAUACCUAUCAUUGCUGCUCUGGAAUACAAUCAGUGGUUCACUAAGCUAUCCUCUAAGGAUCUAAAACUGUCCACUGAUGUCUGUGAACAGAUCUUGAGGGUGGUGAGCAGGUCCAAUCGACUGGAAGAAUUGGUGUUGGAAAAUGCUGGACUUAGAACAGAUUUUGCACAAAAACUGGCCAGUGCUCUAGCACAUAAUCCCACUUCAGGGCUGCACACGAUUAACCUUGCUGGCAACCCACUGGAGGAUCGAGGUGUGUCCUCUUUAAGCAUUCAAUUUGCCAAACUCCCAAAGGGAUUAAAGCAUUUAAAUUUGUCUAAAACCUCAUUGUCACCUAAAGGGGUGAAUAGCCUUUCUCAGUCACUGAGUGCCAACCCUUUGACCGCCACCACCCUCGUUCAUCUGGACCUCUCAGGGAAUAUCCUUCGCGGAGAUGACCUCUCGUCCAUGUACAGUUUUUUGGCCCAGCCAAAUGCCAUUGCUCAUCUGGACUUAUCCAAUACUGAAUGUUCCCUGGACAUGGUCUGUGGAGCUCUUCUGCGUGGCUGCCUUCAGUAUUUAGCUGUGCUCAAUCUCUCCAGAACUGUGUUUUCUCACCGGAAAGGAAAAGAAGUACCGCCGUCUUUCAAGCAGUUUUUUAGUAGUUCUCUGGCUCUGAUGCAAAUCAACCUUUCAGGCACAAAACUGUCUCCUGAGCCCUUAAAAGCGCUGUUAUUGGGCCUGGCUUCUAAUCAUAACUUGAAGGGAGUUUCUCUUGAUCUCAGCAACUGUGAGCUGAGAUCUGGAGGUGCGCAGGUACUAGAGGGCUGCAUUGCUGAAAUCCACAACAUCAGCAGCCUAGACAUCUCUGAUAAUGGUUUAGAAUCUGACCUAUCUACCUUAAUAGUGUGGCUCAGUAAAAACAGAUCAAUACAACACCUGGCGUUAGGCAAAAAUUUUAAUAAUAUGAAAUCCAAAAAUCUGACACCUGUGUUGGACAACUUAGUACAGAUGAUUCAAGAUGAAGAAUCACCUCUGCAGUCCUUGUCCCUGGCCGACUCAAAACUCAAGACCGGGGUCACCAUCAUCAUCAAUGCCCUGGGUAGCAACACCUCCCUGACCAAAGUGGACAUCAGUGGGAAUGGCAUGGGGGACAUGGGGGCGAAGAUGCUGGCCAAAGCACUGCAGAUCAACACCAAGCUCAGGACUGUUAUAUGGGACAAGAACAACAUUACUGCACAAGGCUUUCAAGAUAUAGCUGUUGCUAUGGAAAAGAACUACACAUUGAGAUUUAUGCCAAUUCCUAUGUACGAUGCUUCUCAGGCCUUAAAAACAAACCCUGAAAAGACAGAAGAGGCUCUCCAGAAGAUAGAAAACUAUCUGCUCCGGAAUCACGAGACUAGAAAAUACCUUCAAGAGCAGGCCUAUCGCCUCCAGCAGGGCAUUGUCACCAGCACCACACAGCAGAUGAUUGACAGAAUGUGUGUGAAAGUACAAGAUCAUCUCAACUCCUUACGAAGCUGUGAGGGAGAUGCCGUCCAGGAAGAUUUAAAAUCAGCAGAAAGACUCAUGCAGGAUGCCAAGAACUCUAAAACGCUGUUACCAAAUUUAUACCAUGUUGGUAGUGUAUCUUGGGCGGGAGCCAGUGGUUUGUUAUCCAGUCCAAUUCAGGAGACCCUGGAAUCAAUGGCCGGAGAAGUUACAAGAGUUGUUGAUGAACAACUCAAGGCGUUGCUUGAGUCCAUGGUUGAUGCUGCCGAGAAUCUUUGCCCCAACGUGAUGAAAAAAGCCCACAUUCGACAAGACUUGAUUCAUGCCAGCACUGAAAAGAUUUCCAUCCCACGUACCUUUGUUAAAAAUGUCCUGUUGGAGCAGUCUGGAAUUGAUAUCCUUAACAAAAUUAGUGAGGUGAAGUUGACAGUGGCCUCCUUCCUGUCUGAUCGAAUCGUGGACGAAAUUCUGGAUGCACUUUCACACUGCCAUCAUGAAUUGGCUGACCAUUUCAGCAGACGUGGCAAGACCCUUCUUCAGCAAGAUUCCUUGGAGAUGGAGCUUGCUGAGGAGAAGCCGGUUAAACGCUCCAUCAUCACGGUGGAGGAGCUCACGGAGAUAGAGCGUUUGGAAGAUCUAGAUACCUGUAUGAUGACUCCUAAAUCCAAAAGGAAGACUAUCCACAGCCGAAUGCUGCGGCCUGUUUCCAGGGCUUUUGAAAUGGAAUUUGAUCUAGAUAAAGCCCUAGAAGAAGUGCCCAUUCAUAUCGAAGAUCCGCCUUUUCCAUCCAUCCGACAAGAGAAGCGGAGCUCAGGGUUUAUCUCUGACUUGCCCUCGGAGGAAGGAAGGAAGCUGGAGCACUUUACCAAGUUAAGACCAAAACGGGCUAAGAAGCAGCAGUCCACGCACCCAGCGGGCUGUGCUACCAGCAUAGUCUCCCAAGAUGGUGAGCAGAACGGUCUUAUGGGGAGAGUGGAUGAAGGUGUAGAUGAAUUUUUCACCAAGAAGGUGACCAAAAUGGAUUCCAAGCGAUGGUCAGCGAGGGGCUCAGAGUCCCACGAGCUUAGUGAAGGAGGAGAUGAGAAGAAAAAACGUGACUUUCGGAAAACUGGCUUUCUCAAUUUAAUCAAACCCCGGACCAAACCUGAGCGGUCUUCAACAGUCUUGACAGCAGAAGAACUCUCCUCCCCCAAGGCAGGAGUCAGAAGUCCAGCUGUGGACGCCCCCAGGAAGGACACAAAGCCAGCCGAGCACAAUGGCAGUGCUGAUCGGGUGGAGGAGAUCAAAACACCCGACUCCUUAGAAGAAAGUCAAGGGGAAGACGUGGGGAAGGUGGACCGGAGUGACAGCAAGGGCAGCCCACAGGGAGGGCGUAGGUACGGGGUCCAGAUGAUGGGCAGUGGGCUGCUGGCGGAGAUGAAAGCCAAGCAGGAGAUGAAAGCCAAGGCUGCUUGCUCACUGAAGAAACUUGGGAACGAUGCUGUCUCCCAGGAUUCUUCCAGCCUGACCUUGAGCAGCACAGAACGGUUGGAUGGAGGUGGGGCUGUGCCUAAAGUGCAUCCAGAGAACCGCUUCGGUUUGGGAACCCCAGAAAAGAAUGCCAAAGCCGACCUCAAGGCGGAGGCAGGCUCCAAGCCCCGGAGCUUUUCCAACAGGCCCACCAGCCCGAAGCCCCUCCUGCAGGCCCCCAAACCCAACCUGGCGGUGCGGCCCACCAUUCCGCAGAAACCAAGAACUGCCUCGCGGCCUGAGGAUGUCCCAGACUCUCCAUCCAGUCCGGGUUCUCCUAAAGUUGCUCUUCUUCCUCCCGUCUUGAAAAAAGUUCCUUCAGACAAAGAGAGAGAUGGCCAGGGCAGCCCGCAGCCUAGUCCCAGGACCUUUUCCCGGGAAGUAGUGCAAAGAGGAGAUUAUUACAAAAGGCAUUCAGAUCAUGACAGUGGCAAGCCUUCCGGUAGAGGGAAAAGACCUUCAAAACUGUACUCCACCAUUGCAGAAGAGGAAGUGAAUGCAAUUGGGCGCAGGAAGUCACAGCCAACACAUGUGUCCAGGAGAAGCUGGAGCCAGCAGGCCCAGGAGUGUCAAGAGCAAAAGCAGUGGGCCUCCAGUAAAGAUGGCCAGCCAGGCAGCAAAUCCAGCGACUCUGGGGAAGAAGCGGAGAGAGAGUAUAUUUUUGUGUAAUGGUCACCCACGCAGAAGUCUUCUGUGAGGGGUGCUUCUGUUAGCCAUCAGAGAGGAACCAAGGGCAACAUCUCUUUCUUCUUCUAAGCAUUUGUCUCUUGGUGCUUUUUUUUUCUCCUUUUUUCCUCGAGAACCAAAACAAAUCCAUUUCUUGGGAAUCAAAGCACAGGUUUGAUCUUUCCCAACCCUUGGCAUUUGAUUUCUAUGCAUUCCUUCAUCUGCCUUCAACAAAUGCCAGCAUUAUCCCAUGGGCCCUACUUGAAUUUCUCUGAGGCAGCUACAGGUUGCCCCGUCAGAUGAGUGUGGGGAGGUAAACGAGGUAACUGGACACAUACUCCUGAGGAACGCCCUCCAGCUGACUGGGGCACUGCUGCAUGCACCUGUGUCGCAGCUGCACUUGACGCCUAGAGCAAUUUAUUCUUGAUGUAUGCGGUUGCACACUGUAAUUAACAGAGCACACUAAUAAUUUGUAUAAAUUAUAUAUAUCAGAUCUUGGGUAUGGCUUUUACAUUCUCCCAUGGGGAACUUCUUCCUUCCCGACGUGGAAUUGUACAUUUAAAUUUGGUACGGUGACCUUUGUGAUACCACCACCAAGUGAGUUAAGAACCGAGUGAAAGGCCCAUGGCUGAUUCUACCAUGCUCCCAGAUUAAUGUAUAUAGUUGACUGGAAUGAGGUUUUAUGAAUAUUCAUGUUUUUUGAAGGCCUUUAAUUUCUGUUCUGCAUAUUAGCUUUUAAUGUGUGAUUAAGAGAGAAUACUUUGACACCUGUAAAAAAUCAAAAUACUACUUUUUAAGACAUUUCACAAAUAUUCACUUACAUUACAGGCUGAGGUAUUUUAUUCAUAUGUAUAUUUAUACCAAUAAAAUGAUUUUACAAGUGGAA
Bubalus bubalis (water buffalo) is the source of this 5906-nucleotide messenger RNA. RefSeq names its product capping protein regulator and myosin 1 linker 1 (gene CARMIL1). NCBI's taxonomy places the organism in Eukaryota, Metazoa, Chordata, Mammalia, Artiodactyla, Bovidae. Gene Ontology annotation, cellular component: plasma membrane; lamellipodium. Gene Ontology annotation, biological process: regulation of Arp2/3 complex-mediated actin nucleation; cell migration. The transcript is spliced from 40 exons. Gene Ontology annotation, molecular function: protein binding. The coding region runs from base 1004 to 5023 and encodes 1339 amino acids. The record is from RefSeq and is a predicted model, not a curated record.